AUGCUUAUUAUUGCAUUUUUAUCUUUCUUAGUUUUUUCCACUUAUUUCUCUCCUUUACUUAUUAAUCGUAUAAAUUUAUUAUUAUUAAUAUUUAUUACAUUCAUCUUUAAUUCAUCUUAUACUUUAUUUUCUAUUAAUGAUGGUAUAAGUAUUUAUAAUGAUUGAUUCUUUAUUAAUAAUUCUAAUUUAUAUUUUAUUAAUAUUAUAUUAAUAACUGUUAUAUUAUUAUUAACAUAUAAUUCAUUUUAUAAAUCAAAUAAUAUAUACUUUUCAUUAAUUAUAUUAGCUAAUACAUUAGGUUUAAUAUUAUUUCCAUUAAUUAACGAUAUAUUAUCAUUAUAUAUUUUAAUUGAAUUACAAAGUUAUUCAUUAUAUAUAUUAACUGGUAUUAAUAAUAAAUCAUUUAAUUCAUCAAGAGCUGCAUUAUUAUAUUUUUUAAUGGGUGGUAUAGCAUCAUGUUUAAUAUUAUUAGCUUCAUAUUUUAUUUAUGAAUCAUUAGGUACAACUAAUUUAUCAGAAAUUUGAACAUUAAGUUAUUAUAUUGAUAUAUCAUUAUUUAAUUAUAUAUUAAUAAUAGCAUUAUUAUUCAAAAUGGGAUUAGCACCAUUACAUAGAUGAAGUAUAGCUGUGUAUAAUUAUGCACCAACUUAUAUAACUGCUUAUAUAAGUAUAGUUGCUAAAAUAUCAAUAAUAUCAUUUAUAUUUACAUGAACAAAUAAUUUAGAUUUAAGUAUUAUGUAUAUAUUCUUUAUAUCAUCAUUAGUUAUAGGUGCUUAUAAACCAUUAUAUCAAGUUAAUAUUAAAACUAUAUUAGCUUAUAGUGGUUUAUUAAACUUCUCUUACUUAUUAUUAUCUAUAAUUAUUAAUUCUGAAAUAUCUUCUAUUGGUUUUUAUUUAUAUUUAUCACAAUAUGUUAUAACACAUAUAUUAAUAUUCUUAAUAAUAUUAACAGCUAGUUAUUAUAUAACAUCACCAAUAUCAGAAUGAUCACCAUUGACAUUUAUACAUCAAUUAAACUUUCCUAAUAAAGCAUUAUCAGGAUGUUUAAUAAUAGCAUUAUUUUCAUUAAUAGGAUUACCUCCACUGCCAGGAUUCUAUGCUAAAUUAUUAAUAUUUACAAGUGCAUUAAGUGCUAAUUAUAUAUUUGAAUCAUUAUUAAUAAUAUUCUUUAGUGUAAUAGCAACUUAUUAUUAUGCAAAUAUAAUAAAAAUAUUAAUGAAAAAUCCAGUUGCAACAAUAAAUAAUAUAUCACCAGUAUUAGCUUAUAUAAUAAGUUAUAUAUCAAUGUUAUUAUUAUUUAUAUUUGUAUAUUUAGAUACAUUAUUACAGGGACUUUAUUUAUUUAUAAUAUAA
Molecule: messenger RNA, 1353 nt
Organism: Dujonia railenensis
Lineage: Eukaryota; Fungi; Ascomycota; Pichiomycetes; Serinales; Debaryomycetaceae
Source: the annotation of a GenBank genome assembly